AUGGGGGCCACAGGCUAUGGCUACUACCGGACAGCCAUCUUCCUCUGCAUGUUCAUCGGCUACGCGCUGUACUUCUUCAACAGGAAGACCUUCUCCUUCGUCAUGCCCUCUGUGAUGGAGGAGAUUGAACUGGACAAAGAUGACUUGGGUAUGAUCACCAGCAGCCAGACUAUGGCCUACGCCAUCAGUAAGUUCAUCAGUGGCGUGCUGUCAGAUCAGAUCAGUGCACGCUGGCUUUUCUCCAUCGGCCUCUUCUUGGUGGGGGGCAUCAACAUAGCCUUCUCCUGGUCCUCCACUGUGCCCAUGUUCUCACUUCUCUGGUUCAUCAACGGCCUGGGACAAGGCUGUGGCUGGCCCCCGUGUGGCAAGGUUCUGCGCAAGUGGUUUGAGCCGUCCCAGUUUGGAACAUGGUGGUCUGUGCUGUCCUGCAGUAUGAACCUGGCCGGGAGUCUGGGUCCAAUCCUGGUCACUCUGCUCCUGCAGUACUACGACUGGAGGACUAUUCUAACCAUGUCAGGCGCUUUCUGUGCUGCCUUCUCAUUUGUUUGUCUAGUGUUUGUAAAGAAUGAGCCGAAUGAUGUGGGCCUGCCCAGCAUCCAGACAGCAGCCAAGAAGGGGGCUAAGGGAGGCAACAGCGAAAGCACCCUGAGUGAGUUCCUCCUCUCUCCCUUCCUGUGGGUGCUGUCUCUGGGCUACCUGGUGGUGUUUGGGGUGAAGACGGCUGCGACCGACUGGGGACAGCUGUUCCUCAUGCAGGAGAAAGGCCAGACUGUUCUCAUGGGCAGUACCUACAUGAGUGCCUUGGAGGUGGGAGGUUUUGUGGGUAGCCUCGCAUCAGGCUUCAUCACUGACAGAGCUGUAUCUCGGCAAGGCUUGGGCACCCAUGGCAACCCUCGCCACGGCCUGCUCAUUUUCAUGAUGGCCGGUAUGUAUGUGUCCAUGUACCUCUUCAGAGUCACCAUCACACCUGAAAUCCCAGAGGAGGCUCCUCUUUGGGUCCAAGUCAUUCAUCCCAUUUCUGUCCUCAUUGGUGUGUCAGAAAAAGAGAUCUGGAUCCUCUUCCUCGGUGCUCUGUUUGGAUUUUCUUCUUAUGGACCAAUUGCCUUGUUUGGGGUGAUAGCCAGUGAAAGCGCUCCUUCAAAUUUCUGUGGAACCUCUCAUGCUGUUGUAGCUCUGAUGGCUAAUGUGGGGGCUUUUAUGGCCGGCCUUCCCUUCAGCACUAUUGCCAAACAAUACAGCUGGGACAUGGCUUUCUGGAUAGCUGAGGUGAUAAUGGCCGUUGCCACUGUUGGCUUCUUCCUCGUACGCAACAUGCGCACCAAGAUGGGACGGAUCGCCGAGAAACUGGACUAAUGUACCUUACUGAAAUGAGCCUACUGUCUAUGUCCCGUUAUAUGACUGGAUGGACUGUGUUCUCACACUGUUGAUGGCUCUGUAUAGAGAAGACUGCACAUUAAUACAACUCCAAUUUGACCAAACAAAACCACUAUCAAACACACACUAAUCUCAGACAUUGUCUCCUGAUUAACUGGGUUGAUGUAGAUGCUCAGGGUCAGUGUGAGUCUUUUAAACCAGUGGUUCUUAACAUUUUUGGUAUCAAGGACCCCCACAUUGAUACACAUCAGGCUGCAGACCUGUAUUUGGUAAAAUGUAGUAUCAGGGAUUCCCAUCUGAUAAGAUUUACUUAUUUCAUAACUAGAUUGGCAGAUUAAAAGUGAAGAGUGUGAAAUUUAUGAACAGUACAGUCAUGCUUAUAUAUUCACUUAUUUGUCAAACUUCUUCUUCAGUGAAAUAGUAUUUAUAAUAUAUAUGAAAAUAUUUUUUCUGAGGACCCCCUCAGGGACCCUUGGUUGAGAACCCCUGAUUUAAACCAGUUUAGAUUCAUAGUCAGGUACUUCUGUCCCACAUACUAUACUGAUCUUUUUCCUCAUUCACCAGCACAAAGAUAGCGUAGAUGAUAAUUGUUCAUUACAAGCUAACAUUUUAAUGCUUCCACUUAAGGGUGUUUUCAUGUCAAGAACAUCUAAAGGUUAUGAGAGCUUUAUGCUGCAAAACCUGGACAUGAAGAGUAGAUUUUGUGGAGAUAAAGUGGGUGUGUGCUGCUCUCUGCAUACCUUGCCUUUAGUGGAGGUCAGUUAUAUCUAACUUAUUGAAUGUGUACUGAUGGGCCUGUAUAUUCUAGCCUAGUAUCUGUCUAGGUAUUCGCACAAAUGUGGUAGCAUGUCAUUUCACUAAUACUGCAAGUAUUUAUAAAAAUGUACCAGGCUCAUUAUGUCACUGAAAUGAAGUAAUCAGAGAUCAUGAUAUUUUUAUACACAGUUCUGUGCUUCAUGGUAGAGAGUAUAACACUCAUGCAGACUCUUUAGACCAUGUCAGCUUUUGUGAUCUGACAUGUUUUUUUAAGAUCAGUCAACAUCACACUUUUGCUACAGGUGUUUUGUCACUACCACUGUGGUUAUAUACAGUAGUUACAAUGCUGGAUUAUAUACGGUUACCUUUCUCAUCUCUUUAAUUUAAAUGUGAGUUUUGUCAACUCCAAUAAUAAUGGGUCUGCACUCAGUGCCAUGUUGGCAUGUCUAGAUCUUACUGGAAUUAUACGGAUGACAUCUAAUAAAUGUGAAGUUUUCUUUG
Messenger RNA from Morone saxatilis (striped sea-bass), 2631 nucleotides. Its product is annotated as glucose-6-phosphate exchanger SLC37A4-like. Gene Ontology annotation, biological process: phosphate ion transmembrane transport; glucose-6-phosphate transport. Bases 1 to 1353 code for a protein of 450 amino acids. Gene Ontology annotation, molecular function: glucose 6-phosphate:phosphate antiporter activity. The transcript has 9 exons. The record is from RefSeq and is a predicted model, not a curated record. Gene Ontology annotation, cellular component: endoplasmic reticulum membrane. Lineage: Eukaryota; Metazoa; Chordata; Actinopteri; Moronidae.